GAUUUAUUGUCAUUACCUUCAUUAUCAAACCCAGAUCUUUUAUUGGAAUUUUUCUUCAACUUUGGUCGGUUCAAGAAUUUUUGGAUUUUUUCAAGGAAUUCAAUCUCGUUGCCUUUGAUCCCUUGCGUGUUUUUUUGUUAACUUUUAGUUCAAUGAAAGUGAUGCUUGUUAAUCCCUAAGGGGAGCAUCGGUUACACAGAGAUAACUAAGAUCAUCGUGUUCGCCGCCUUGAGAGAAGCGAAGCAGAGGGUCAGUGCACUUUUGAUUCUCCGGGGGUUUUGAAUCAAUCAUACAAACCCCUGGUCCAAGGGAUAGCCGUUUAACAGUUUCAUUUCUGUUAUUCUCAUUUCCUGAUACUAGAACUGCAUUCACGUCCAUGGCGGAACCAAAGAAGAUAAUCAUAGACACUGACCCAGGCAUCGAUGAUGCCAUGGCAAUAUUUCUGGCAUUAAGGUCACCAGAAAUCAAGGUGAUUGGGCUUACAACUAUUUAUGGAAAUGUUUACACCACUCUUGCCACUAGAAAUGCAUUGCAUUUGUUGGAGUUUGCUGGGAGAACAGACAUUCCUGUUGCAGAAGGAUCUCAUGUCAGUUAUAUGAAAGCGACAAAGCUUCGGGUUGCGGACUUUGUCCAUGGAGUGGAUGGACUUGGAAACCAGAACUUCCCUCAGCCAAAGUCGAAACCAAUAGAAAAAUCAGCUGCAGAAUAUUUGAUCAAGCAGGCUAAUCUUUAUCCUGGAGAAGUCACUGUGGUGGCAUUAGGUCCCCUUACAAACAUUGCCUUGGCCAUUCAACUGGACCCUGCAUUCGCCAAAAACAUUGGACAAAUUGUUCUUCUUGGUGGUGCUUUUGCUGUAAACGGGAAUGUGAAUCCAGCUGCUGAGGCUAAUAUUUUUGGUGAUCCAGAAGCUGCUGAUAUUGUGUUCACUAGCGGAGCUGAUGUUUUGGCUGUUGGGAUCAAUGUUACUCAUCAAGUUAUUAUGAAAGAUGAUGAGCGUGACAAAUUGGCACAGUCGGAUGGAAUGUUUGCCAAGUAUUUGUGCAAAAUCCUCGAUUAUUACUUUUCUUAUCAUCGUGAUGCAUACAGCAUGAAAGGUGUUUACCUUCACGAUCCGACAGCGCUUGUUGCAGCCAUCAAUCCUUCGCUGAUGACAUACACGGAAGGUGUUGUCAGAGUUCAGACAACUGGCAUCACAAGGGGACUAACAUUGUUUUUCAACAAACAGAAAAGGUUUGAGGAAGCGACUGAAUGGUGUAACAAACCGACGGUGAAGGUGGCAGUUACCGUUGACGCUCAUGCGGUGAUCAAAUUGGUUAUGGAACGCCUCAUGAAUUCAUAGCCUUCUCAUUGACUUUCUGGGUUGUAGAUAGAUGAAAUGUGGAUCAUCAUAUUACUACACAUCUAUUUCAAACCGUAUAGAUAAGGGUAUUUGUGUCUUUUUAACAAAGUUGGUUUUUAGGAAUAAUCAUCUUCCUUAUGUAUUUCAUAAAAUAUCAUAUUUAACAUAUUUAUUUUAGGAAUAA
Cynara cardunculus var. scolymus (artichoke) is the source of this 1523-nucleotide messenger RNA. RefSeq names its product probable uridine nucleosidase 2. Gene Ontology annotation, molecular function: purine nucleosidase activity. Bases 377 to 1339 code for a protein of 320 amino acids. The record is from RefSeq and is a predicted model, not a curated record. Gene Ontology annotation, biological process: purine nucleoside catabolic process. Gene Ontology annotation, cellular component: cytosol. Lineage: Eukaryota; Viridiplantae; Streptophyta; Magnoliopsida; Asterales; Asteraceae. The transcript is spliced from 10 exons.